CGGAAGUUGCAGCCGGGAAGCCAGCGAGGUCGGUUCCGCCCGACUCUAACAUGGCGGCGCCCUUUGUCUGCUCUGAAGUGCCGUCCCUGGCCUUCUCGCGGCCGUGAUGCACCUCCUCCUGCGGUGGGGUCCGGGACAUGGCAGCCAUGGACUUCCCCCAGCACAGCCAGCACGUCCUGGAGCAGCUGAACCAGCAGCGGCAGCUGGGGCUUCUGUGUGACUGCACCUUUGUAGUGGACGGUGUUGACUUCAAGGCCCACAAGGCGGUGCUGGCAGCCUGCAGCGAGUACUUCAAGAUGCUCUUUGUGGACCAGAAGGACGUGGUGCACCUGGACAUCAGUAACGCGGCAGGCUUGGGGCAGGUGCUGGAAUUCAUGUACACAGCUAAGCUGAGCCUGAGCCCCGAGAACGUGGACGAUGUGUUGGCCGUGGCCAACUUCCUCCAGAUGCAGGAUGUCAUCACAGCAUGCCAUGCCCUCAAGUCACUCGCCGAGCCGGCCACCAGCGCUGGGGAACAUACAGAGGCCUUGACCGCGGAAGGAGGGGACAAGAGAGCCAGAGAGGAGAAGGCUGCUGCCGCCACGCUGAGCAGGCUGGACCAAGCAGGGAGCAGCCCACCUGCAGGCCCAGGGCGAGAGCUCAAAGAGGAGCGGGGCGGCCAGGCUGGGAGUGCCACCAGCGGUGCAGAGCAGACGGAGCGGGCUGACGCGCCUCGAGAGCCCCUGCCCGUGGAGCUCAAGCCAGACCCCACGAGCGGCAUGGCUGCUGCAGAGGCUGAGGCCGCCUUGUCAGAGAGCUCAGAGCAAGAAAUGGAGGUGGAGCCGGCCAGCAAAGGAGAAGAGGAGCGGGAAGAGGAGGGCACGGGGCCAGGGGUGGUGAAGGAGGAGGGGCCUCAGCUGGAGAAUGGAGACGCCCCGGAGGAGAACGAGGAAUCAGCAGGCACAGACUCGGGGCAGGAGCUCAGCUCAGAGGCCCGGAGCCUGCGUUCAGGCACCUAUGGGGACCGCACUGAGUCCAAGGCCUAUGGCUCCGUCAUCCACAAGUGCGAGGACUGUGGCAAGGAGUUCACGCACACGGGGAACUUCAAGCGGCACAUCCGCAUCCACACGGGGGAGAAGCCGUUCUCGUGCCGGGAGUGCAGCAAGGCCUUCUCGGACCCCGCUGCGUGCAAGGCGCACGAGAAGACGCACAGCCCCCUGAAGCCCUACGGCUGUGAGGAGUGCGGCAAGAGCUACCGGCUCAUCAGCCUGCUGAACCUGCACAAGAAGCGGCACUCCGGCGAGGCGCGCUACCGCUGCGAGGACUGCGGCAAGCUCUUCACCACUUCCGGCAACCUCAAGCGACACCAGCUGGUGCACAGCGGGGAGAAGCCCUACCAGUGCGAUUAUUGUGGCCGCUCCUUCUCCGACCCCACGUCCAAGAUGCGCCACCUGGAGACCCACGACACUGACAAGGAGCACAAGUGCCCUCACUGUGACAAGAAGUUCAACCAGGUGGGGAACCUGAAGGCCCACCUGAAGAUCCAUAUCGCGGACGGGCCUCUCAAGUGUCGGGAGUGUGGGAAGCAGUUCACCACCUCAGGGAACCUCAAGCGGCACCUUCGGAUCCACAGCGGGGAGAAGCCCUAUGUGUGCGUCCACUGCCAGCGACAGUUCGCUGACCCCGGUGCUCUGCAACGGCAUGUCCGCAUCCACACCGGCGAGAAGCCUUGUCAGUGCGUAAUGUGCGGCAAGGCCUUCACCCAGGCCAGCUCCCUCAUCGCCCACGUGCGCCAGCACACUGGGGAGAAGCCCUACGUCUGUGAGCGCUGCGGCAAGAGAUUUGUCCAGUCCAGCCAGUUGGCCAAUCACAUCCGGCACCACGACAAUAUCCGCCCACACAAGUGCAGUGUGUGCAGCAAGGCUUUUGUCAACGUGGGGGACCUGUCCAAGCACAUCAUCAUCCAUACUGGAGAGAAGCCUUACCUGUGUGACAAGUGUGGCCGCGGCUUCAACCGGGUGGACAACCUGCGCUCCCACGUCAAGACUGUGCACCAGGGCAAGGCUGGCAUCAAAAUCCUGGAGCCAGAGGAGGGUGGCGAGGUCAGCGUGGUCACUGUGGAUGACAUGGUCACGCUGGCCACUGAGGCACUGGCAGCAACGGCCGUCACUCAGCUCACAGUGGUACCAGUGGGGGCUGCGGUGACAGCUGAUGAGACGGAGGUACUUAAAGCCGAGAUCAGCAAGGCCGUGAAGCAAGUGCAGGAGGAAGACCCCAACACCCACAUCCUCUACGCCUGUGACUCCUGCGGGGACAAGUUCCUGGAUGCCAACAGCCUGGCUCAGCAUGUUCGGAUCCACACCGCCCAGGCACUGGUCAUGUUCCAGACUGACGCGGACUUCUACCAGCAGUACGGGCCGGGCAGCACGUGGCCAGCCGGGCAGGUGCUGCAGGCCGGGGAGCUGGUCUUCCGCCCUCGGGACGGGACUGAAGGCCAGCCUGCAAUGGCAGAGACCCCACCCACAGCUUCUGAAUGCCCACCGCCUGCUCAGUGAGCAGGCAGCCCUUCUCUUGACUGUUUAUUUAAGGAUGGAUGGCACCCUGGAACUGGAAAGGGCGGCCCAUUCCCUAGAGAGAAUAAAUUUGAUUAUUUUCUAA
Molecule: messenger RNA, 2637 nt
Organism: Marmota flaviventris (yellow-bellied marmot)
Lineage: Eukaryota; Metazoa; Chordata; Mammalia; Rodentia; Sciuridae
Gene: Zbtb17
Product: zinc finger and BTB domain containing 17
Biological process (GO): regulation of transcription by RNA polymerase II
Cellular component (GO): nucleus
Molecular function (GO): DNA-binding transcription factor activity, RNA polymerase II-specific; protein binding
Source: RefSeq, a predicted model, not a curated record